This is a messenger RNA of Prosopis cineraria, 1310 nucleotides long. Its product is annotated as soluble inorganic pyrophosphatase 4. Gene Ontology annotation, molecular function: inorganic diphosphate phosphatase activity; magnesium ion binding. Bases 278 to 1075 code for a protein of 265 amino acids. Gene Ontology annotation, biological process: phosphate-containing compound metabolic process. The record is from RefSeq and is a predicted model, not a curated record. Gene Ontology annotation, cellular component: cytoplasm. The transcript is spliced from 11 exons. NCBI's taxonomy places the organism in Eukaryota, Viridiplantae, Streptophyta, Magnoliopsida, Fabales, Fabaceae.
GCGAGGGGCGUGUGUCUCUAAGUGGCAAUCAACGAACAGAGCGGGAACGCGUACAGCUCCUUCUCUGUUCCUCUACAUAAGCGUCCUCUGCCUUUGCUGCUUGCAGACGCAGGCAUUCACUCCUUCCUUCUCCUUCUCCCUCGUUACUUUGCGCCCGUUCUCGAGAUCUGCGUUUCCUCUUCAAGCUUUUAUCCCGAAACUCACACUUGUCGAGUGCCAAUCUGUUGCUUCCUGGAUUAUUUCUGCGGUUUCUUUCCAUGUUCUGUUUCUUUUAAAGAUGGAAUGGAGCAAUAGAUUUUGUUCUGAUGUUUUUGAAACGGAUGAGGCUUUAGACAGGAACGUAUUGGACACGGUAGAUAAGGGUACUUCUUAUGCGCCAAACACGAUGACUGAAAUCGUGAUGGAUGCUGAAAUUGCUGUUGACAUGGCUCCCCCAAUUGAGACUCCAAACAAGGUUCACGUCUCUCAUCAUGCCCCACAUCCACCCCUGAAUGAGAGGAUUCUCUCGUCCAUGACCAGGAGAUCUGUUGCUGCACACCCUUGGCAUGAUCUCGAGAUAGGACCUGAAGCUCCAAAAAUCUUCAACUGUGUUGUUGAAAUUGGGAAAGGAAGCAAGGUCAAGUACGAGCUUGACAAAAAAACUGGACUAAUCAAGGUUGACCGGGUACUUUACUCUUCAGUUGUGUACCCCCACAACUAUGGGUUUAUCCCACGCACUAUAUGUGAGGAUAGCGAUCCCUUGGAUGUAUUGAUCAUCAUGCAGGAGCCUGUUCUUCCAGGAUGCUUUCUGCGAGCCAAGGCUAUCGGUGUCAUGCCAAUGAUUGAUCAGGGUGAGAAAGAUGACAAGAUAAUUGCCGUUUGUGCUGAUGAUCCUGAGUAUCGACACUACAAUGACAUCAAAGAUCUUCCCCCUCAUCGUUUAGCUGAAAUCCGCCGUUUCUUUGAAGACUACAAGAAGAAUGAGAACAAAGAAGUUGCGGUGAACGACUUUCUGCCUGCUUCAUCUGCCUUCGAAGCGAUCCAGCACUCCAUGGAUCUGUACGCGGACUACAUCGUGGAGGGGUUGAGGCGGUAGUCGUAGACCCGUGGAUGCAGGUCCGGGAUUUUGUUUUAUUGCCCUCAUAUAUAUUUGGAAGAAAUGGUUUCGAAACGCUACCUUUUUACGAUUAUGACGAAAAAGAAAAGCUGUAUCCUCUAGUCGCAUGUAAAUUGCUCUCAAUUCAUGCAUAUUUUACACAUAUUUCUGCUUGAUCUCCACUGUUAAAACUCAACGACUUUUCCAGAGUUUAAUAUCAAAGUUUUGUAUGAUA